UCCCGGUGUCCCGGGCGCCCCGCCGCUCCGGCCGCGCCUGCCCGGGCCGAGGAGGGGCCAGGCCGCGGGGAGCGGAGCAGGGAGGUGGGGAUUCUGGGAGCAGAGCUCAUUUCCUCCUCCCGGCCGCCCCUGGCCCGCACCCCAUCUCCACGUGCGGCGCCCGGGGCGCGGGGCCGAGCGGCGGAGGAUGCUGGGCAUGUACGUACCAGACAGGUUCGCCCUGAAGUCGUCCCGGGUCCAGGACGGGAUGGGGCUCUACACGGCCCGCCGCGUGCGCAAGGGUGAAAAAUUUGGACCCUUUGCUGGUGAGAAGCGAAUGCCUGAAGACUUGGAUGAAAAUAUGGACUAUCGACUGAUGUGGGAGGUUCGUGGGAGCAAGGGAGAAGUUCUGUAUAUUUUGGAUGCUACCAACCCGAGACACUCCAACUGGCUUCGCUUUGUUCAUGAGGCACCGUCUCAGGAGCGGAAGAACCUGGCUGCCAUUCAAGAAGGAGAAAAUAUUUUCUACUUAGCAGUUGAUGAUAUAGAAACUGAUACUGAGCUUCUGAUUGGCUACCUGGACAGUGAUGUGGAGGCAGAGGAGGAGGAGCAACAAAUUCUGACCUUGACCAAAGAAGGCAAAGUUGACCACUCCAAGGGACAGUCAGCAUCUGGAAGCAAAGGUCACCUGGACUGUGAAGAGGAAUAUGCCUGUCCACAGUGUGAAUCGAGCUUCUCCAGUGAGGAGAUCCUUACCGAGCACCGGCAGACCUUUCACCAGAAGCCCACAGGGGAGAAAGAGUUCAAAUGCCAGAGCUGCGGAAAGAAGUUCCCCGUGAGACAGGCCUUGCAGAGACAUUUUGAGCAGCACCAGAAGGCUUGCCGAGGGGAUGCCAGGUUUGUGUGCAAAGCCGACAGCUGUGGGAAGAGGCUGAAAAGCAAGGAGGCCCUGAAAAGGCACCAGGAAAAUGUCCACACUGCCUUAUGGGAAGACCAGGGCCUGGUCUCAACAAGAGGUGUCCUAGGGCUUAAUGAGCUAUGCCAAGAAGGUGGACCAUGUGAUCCUAAGAGAAAGCUCAUAUGCUCAGUGUGCAAUAGAAAGUGCACUUCAGUGUCAAGCCUGCAAGAGCACAGGAAGAUCCAUGAGAUAUUUGAUUGUCAAGAAUGUAUGAAAAAGUUCAUUUCUGCUAAUCAGCUGAAACGUCACAUGAUCACCCACUCAGAAAAGCGACCUUAUAACUGUGAGAUCUGUAACAAAUCAUUCAAGAGGCUUGAUCAAGUGGGCGCCCACAAAGUAAUCCACAGUGAAGAUAAACCCUAUCAGUGCAAGCUUUGUGGAAAGGGAUUUGCUCACAGAAAUGUUUACAAGAACCACAAGAAGACUCACUCUGAGGAGCGACCAUUUCAAUGUGACGAAUGCAAAGCUUUGUUCCGGACCCCAUUUUCUCUGCAAAGACACCUGUUGAUCCACAACAGUGAAAGGACUUUCAAGUGCCAUCACUGUGAUGCCACAUUUAAAAGGAAGGACACGUUAAAUGUUCAUGUCCAAGUGGUCCAUGAAAGACACAAGAAGUACCGAUGUGAGCUCUGCAAUAAGGCCUUCGUUACGCCGUCAGUGCUCAGGAGCCAUAAGAAAACACACACAGGAGAAAAGGAGAAAGUCUGCCCAUAUUGUGGCCAGAAAUUUGCCAGCAGUGGGACCCUGAGAGUUCACAUCCGGAGCCACACAGGAGAGCGUCCCUAUCAGUGCCCGUACUGUGAAAAAGGAUUCAGUAAAAAUGAUGGACUGAAGAUGCACAUCCGUACUCACACCAGGGAGAAGCCAUACCAGUGCUCAGAGUGCAGCAAGGCCUUCAGCCAGAAGCGGGGCCUGGAUGAGCAUAAGAGGACACACACAGGAGAAAAGCCUUUUCAGUGUGACGUUUGUGACUUGGCUUUUAGCCUGAAGAAAAUGCUCAUCCGACACAAGAUGACUCACAAUCCAAACCGCCCAAUGGCAGAGUGCCAUUUUUGUCAUAAGAAGUUUACAAGAAAUGACUACCUCAAAGUGCAUAUGGACAAUGUUCAUGGUGUAGCAGACAGCUGAUGGUAGCUGUCGAGGAACCAAACCAUGUAGAAGGGGCUUCUAAUAUGAAUCCCAGAUUCUUAUCACCUGAUCAGCUUAACAGAAAUAACCAAAAGCAGUGCAUUGCUCUCUCAGUGUUCAUUUGCCUGCCUUUGGAAUUUAGAGAUGGACAUGUAAACAAAAAUCUUAAUUUUACCAAAAAGAAAUGCAAGUAAAAAAUAAUUCUUUGUAGCUUACAAAAUGCUUUAAGUUAUGUUUGUGUUCUAGCUGAUUAAAAACUAAAUACAAUGUUA
Molecule: messenger RNA, 2337 nt
Organism: Alexandromys fortis (reed vole)
Lineage: Eukaryota; Metazoa; Chordata; Mammalia; Rodentia; Cricetidae
Gene: Prdm5
Product: PR/SET domain 5
Exons: 16
Coding region: 188-2065 (625 amino acids)
Biological process (GO): regulation of transcription by RNA polymerase II; negative regulation of DNA-templated transcription
Cellular component (GO): nucleus
Molecular function (GO): RNA polymerase II transcription regulatory region sequence-specific DNA binding; protein binding; DNA-binding transcription factor activity, RNA polymerase II-specific
Source: RefSeq, a predicted model, not a curated record